AUGAAUAUCCUUCAGUACUCGGAUCAAUUAGAAGUGUUUGCUGAGAAGUGGGCUAAUCGCUGUGAGUGGGAAUUUCCCGAUGCUCUCGAACAUCCCGAUGUCGCUGAAUUGGGUAUGAAUAUUGCGGCCAUUGGCCGUGAGGAUCGUGAGCCCGAUUUGCAAGAAUUCUUUGAGGUCUGGCUUCGGGAGGCCAGGUUCUACGCCUUCAGGACAAACACCUGCACGGCCUUCUGUCAACACUACACUCAGCUGAUAUGGGACGACACAGAGGAAGUUGGUUGUGCGUUGCACUUCUGCAAUGGAACAACCGAUGCCCGUAAGGUAUUUGUGUGCUUGUAUCGGCCACCGGGCAACUUUGAGGGACAAUGGCCUUACGAUCCAGCUGGAUCCAUGGAACUUGGGUCUGAUGAGGUAGAUGACGGCGAAGAGGAAGGGGAUGAUGGUAGCCAACAGAAUGAUGAUGAUGACGAAGAGGAUGAGGAUGGCUCGGCUGGAGGCCGGAAGGAUGCGGAUGACGACAGAAACGAAGACGAUGACGAUGAUGACGCUGAAAAUGAAGGGGGAGUACAGGAUGACGAAGAAGAGGAAGAAGAGCAAGGAGAUGGGAGGAAAAACUCGGGCGCGACUAAAGCCACUUUUCAAACUUAUCCUCUACUUUUUUGGAAUUUUAUUUUUCUGGCUCACUACUAG
This is a messenger RNA of Spirometra erinaceieuropaei, 690 nucleotides long. NCBI's taxonomy places the organism in Eukaryota, Metazoa, Platyhelminthes, Cestoda, Diphyllobothriidea, Diphyllobothriidae. The record is from the annotation of a GenBank genome assembly.